AUCGCGUCAUUCACGUAAAUGCGUACCUGUUCGUGCUGCAGCUACAAUGUUAUUUCAUCCGUACUAAUAGUAGUGCAGUACGAAAACAAACAAAAGUUCAGAUACAACAUUAUUUAUAUCUAGCAUAUGUGCGCAUUAUAAUAGACCCAUAAAUAAUAUCUGUAAAUACUGUCACAGCUGUUAAGGCGCUGAUUACGAGGUACGUAUGGGCCAAAAGCACGCACUGCAACCAGUUUAACAGGAACAGCACCCAGGCUUGCUUUGUAUAGACACGUGAGAAAGCCUGCCUUACAGGACCCGGUGCUGUUUACAGGCUCCAUGAGGAAGAACUUGGACCCUUUCAACCAUCACACUGAUGAAGACCUGUGGAAGGCUCUGGAGGAGGUGCAGCUGAAGUCUGUGGUGGAGGAGCUGCCGGGGAAGUUGGAGACGGUUCUGGCCGAGGCCGAGUCGGGCUCCAACUUCAGCGUUGGCCAGAGGCAGCUGGUGUGUCUGGCCAGAGCCAUCCUCAGGAAGAACCGCAUCCUCUCCCUCGACGAGGCCACAGCCAACGUGGACCCCAGAUGCAGGGAGAAUUCAUGCUUAUAGAGAUUCAUAUGGCAUCUUUUAUAAAACGGUGCAGCAGACUGGCAAGCAGGAGGCAGCAGCUCUACUAGAGGCAGCUAAACAGGUUUACAACAGCAGAAGCCAUCGUAGCAUAGCAAACGGAGAUGCAGUAACAGCAGACGGUAACUCUGUUAUCUUUGAGACAGCUCUCUGAGCUCAGGGAGGCUCUGACUAGAGAGUCAGAACCUGGGCUCGUACUGCGCCCCUCCAGCCUCUGGUGACAGCACCCAGGGGCUGAUAGAAGGGCCUCAUCCACUCCAGCUGCUGAGGACACAGGAUCUGAAGAGGCUCAGUGGGGCCGUGAAUGGCUGAGCCAAAUAUACGCACAUUAUGCUCUUGUUUUCGCCAAGCCGGAGAUCACUACUGUAACACUGUUGAAAUAAAUCACUAUUUCUUUUCAAUGCUUCAUAUUUAUCUUAUGUUAUUUACUGCUCAGUAUACUGAUGCCUUGGAGAAAUUGCUUGUAAAUGGCUGCAUAAUCCUUACAAAAUUGUUUGUGCCUUAUUUUAUGUUUAUACACGCUAAUUUAGCCAAUGAUAGUGUGUAGAUUUAUCCACCGUUGCCAUUUUUUUAAAUACAGGAAACAUUAUUGCACAUGAUUUCGUACCAGAUCUAAGGAAUCACACAGCAGCAUCCAUUUCUGUAAUCUCGACCAAUGUUUUGUACAGCCUUUAGAUUCUUGGUAGUAAAUGUUCAUACAGGGAGGAAGCUCAGGUGGCAAUCUUAACACCUCUUCUACAAGUGGUGAAUUAAUUUUGGUUACAAUUAGUUGACACUUUGUUUUGUUGGUCCUUACCAUUUCAAAUGCAUCAUGACUAUCUGACAUGUUAAUACUUGUUUCAACUGC
Molecule: messenger RNA, 1453 nt
Organism: Sander lucioperca (pikeperch)
Lineage: Eukaryota; Metazoa; Chordata; Actinopteri; Perciformes; Percidae
Product: multidrug resistance-associated protein 4-like
Exons: 6
Coding region: 319-588 (89 amino acids)
Biological process (GO): transmembrane transport
Cellular component (GO): plasma membrane
Molecular function (GO): ATP binding; ATPase-coupled transmembrane transporter activity; ATP hydrolysis activity
Source: RefSeq, a predicted model, not a curated record